This is a messenger RNA of Daphnia carinata, 1238 nucleotides long. Its product is annotated as trypsin-1-like. Bases 79 to 1164 code for a protein of 361 amino acids. The record is from RefSeq and is a predicted model, not a curated record. Gene Ontology annotation, biological process: proteolysis. Gene Ontology annotation, molecular function: serine-type endopeptidase activity. The transcript has 8 exons. Lineage: Eukaryota; Metazoa; Arthropoda; Branchiopoda; Diplostraca; Daphniidae.
UUGACCGGUCACUAGUUGAUCAACUUCUAUGCCUACAUUAUUUGGUGGAAAUCGCUGUUCAUCAUAAAGAUUUUCAGGAUGCAUUUAAUUUUUUGGGCGAUAAACUUUUCCUUCCUCUUCGGACUCGUAUCUUCCAGUACUAUUAAACUCCCCAAUGAUGAAUUCCAGACAUUCGAUUUGAUCGAAGAAGCUCGACAGCAAAUCAUUUCGAUCGUCGGUGGCACUCCAGCCGCCGCCGGUGAAUUUCCGUAUAUGACCGUUAUGCGGUACAAUGGUGGACUUCGUUGCGGUGGAUCCUUAUUUGGGCCUUCACAUGUCCUAACGGCGGCUCACUGUUUGUACGGGUUACCAGUGUCAGACACGAGCAAAUUAACCGUGACUGCAAACACUUUAAAGUUGGGUACUGAUGCUAACGCCGUCACGAGAUCAGUAUCGAAAUUCAUUAUUCAUCCAAAUUACAAUACCCGAAACAACGAUAAUGACGUCGCCUUGCUAGUCCUCAGUUCUCCCAUUAACAACGUAGAAAAAGUUUCGCUUCCCGACGCGGAAACGGUGACAACUACGACAUCCACAUCAUCAACAACAACAACAACAACAAGAACCACAAGGAGACCUUUCUUUCCAAUAAAAACAACAAGGAGACCAUCGACGGCGAAAACUACAACGAAAAUUGCCAUUGCUACAACAACGAGACCAACGGUAAAAACAUCGACAACAAGGCGGACACCGAACAUGGCAACAGGCAAUCCAACAAUUAAAACAACAGUAAAAACCAUGACGGAAAAACCGGUUCCAAAGGUUUUCGACUCUUACGCCAACAAGCCGGCGGCCAUCGCCGGAUGGGGAGCAACAACUUCUGGAGGAAGUAUUUCACAGGUACUGUUAAAAGCUACAGUCCAAGUCCUAGACAAUACAAUCUGUACGAAGCAAUAUGGCUCCUCGUUCGUUGGCGCUAAUAUGUUGUGCGCUGCCGCUCCGGGUAAAGACACCUGCCAGGGCGACAGUGGCGGACCGCUUCUUGUUGAUGGAGUUCAGGUGGGAAUCACAAGCUGGGGCUAUGGUUGUGCUUCUCCAAAUUAUGCUGGUGUGUAUACACGCGUCACCAGUUACGUCGACUGGAUCUCAGCCACCCAAGCUAGCAAUCCUGCUCCAGCUUCUGGCUGAAACGUAUGUAUCUGCAACCAUCGUGAACCGAAAAACUAGAAUGUUUCAGAAAAUGUAACUGACGUUUGGUUUUA